Molecule: messenger RNA, 3951 nt
Organism: Rhipicephalus microplus (southern cattle tick)
Lineage: Eukaryota; Metazoa; Arthropoda; Arachnida; Ixodida; Ixodidae
Molecular function (GO): sequence-specific DNA binding
Source: RefSeq, a predicted model, not a curated record
UUGUACUUUCAAACUUUUGCCUGGGCUGCGCCACUGGACAAAAGGAAGAUGAGGAGGGACACGCUGCUUGGCUCGUCCAGCACGCCCCUGUGUGCCAGAAAAAUGUUGACUGCAAGGCUGGCCAGACGGAAGUAGAAGCAGCCCUACGCCUCUUCCGACGCUCCUUAGAAAAGCAUAAGCUUCGGUACACAACAAUGCUUUCAGAUGGUGAUAGCCGAACCUUUCAUGCCCUUACUGAAGAUGAAGUUUACGGAUACAUAAAAGUUGAAAAAAAAGACUGCAUCAACCAUGUGCACAAACGAAUGGGAGCUGCCUUACGAACGCUCAUCGAAAAGAAAAAAAGCUCAAGGUGGGUCACUUGGCGGAAAAGGUAGGCUCACUCAAGACAAAAUAAAAAAAAUUACCUCUUACUAUGGCUAUGCCUUGAGGAGCCACAAGAGUGAUGUGCCAGGCAUGAAAAAGGCUGUGCUGGCCACACUAAGGCACAUGUCAUUAACAGACGAGGCACCCAAACAUGACCUCUGCCCUGAGGGAACAGAUUCAUGGUGCACGUUCAACAGGGCCAUAGCCAAUAGUGAGGUGCCUCCACCCAACACCACCUAAAUGAGUUCAGGCCUCUUCACUCCGGCGCGCCUUCGUGCGACGUCAUUCAACUUUGCCCGAGCCUCUCACGCCAACACCACCUAGCUCACGCCGUACCAGCAGCGUUUCGGCGUGUCCGGGCAUGUUGACAGGCAAGGAGGAGGGCGACCUCUCUCGAGAGAGCGAGCACCGUGGUAGCCCGUAGCUUUGCGGCAGAGCCGUAAGUUGUCCGAGUCUCCGACAGGUGGCGGCAGCCGUGACAAUUAUUUCACUCUGUCGUUGAACGAGACCACGCGGCCACGCCGUGCGCGCUGUUCCGUGUUGCAGUUACCGCUUCCGCCGAAUUUAUUUUGUUGACGAAUGUAUCCUGAGACAUGGGGCGGUGUUGUGUACCCAACUGUCGAGGGAACUAUGACAAUGGUCCGAAAGUCCGCUUGUUUUCUUUUCCGAGAGACGCUAAGCGAAGAGCGGAAUGGCAGCGGGCUGUGCGACGAAGAGACGUCGACGUGAGGCUGUUGAAGGACCCCAAGGUUUGCGAGCGUCACUUCAAGUCGGAACACCUGCGCACAACGUCAACGUAUACGGACUGCGAUGGACGAACCAUUGAAGCUCCUAUGAAGUUGACACGGCUGACUCCAGACGCCUUCCCAGCCAUUUUUCCAGACUGCCCUUCGUAUAUCUCGGAUUCGCGCACGCCGCGAGAAGAGUUUGAACUGAAAAGGAAGCGGACUGAAAAUGAGCUACUCCAGAAAGCCAUACACGAGUCCCAAGCAGCGUUUGAAAACGAAGAAAAACAGUACAAAGUUUGUAAUCUGGGUGAACUGAUUUCUCGGGUUAACGAGCGUCCAAAUAAGAAGUUUUGGUGUACAACAGCCUGCAAGACGUGCCUCAACGUCGCCCACAUCGAACCGGCGUUGCAAGCUCCGGAGAUGCUUGUAUCUGUGGUGGUUACAGAGGAUCUGUCCGUUUCCGUGUAUUUUAAGUGCCCUCCGUUGGUGUCGGAUGAUGUGUGCAUUCCUGACGAAGUCCGUGAUGUCUGUGUGCUGGACAACCUUCUAGACAGCGUGGAGCGAUAUAGUGAAAAGAAGGCCCGUCAACAGGAGGACAAGAUGGGAGGAGUGCGUAGGCUUGUUUUAUCCUUGCUGGAUGACAUUUGUGAUGAUGAGCUGCAUGAUGAUGAGAGGGCUGACGCACUAAUCUUCCUGAAGGAGCAGUGCAAGCUGCUAACAAAGAAGAGUAAUGGCGUGCGGUAUUCUGCAGAGCUUUUAGUUUUUAGCAGUAUAUUGCACACAAUUUCUCCACAUGCUUACAAGUUUUUUCGCCACAGCAACAAGCUUGUCUUGCCGCAUGACACUACCAUCAAGUGAGUUUGUGCUGCACAUGAUGUGAGCCCCUCGAAAGAGCAGUGCGAAGAAGGUUUUCUGAGGUACAUUAAGUGCAGAGCAACCAUUCUGAAGCCUCAUGAAAAAAAUGUGACUGUCAUGCUUGAUGAAAUACACCUGCAACAGUUUUUUGAAUAUAAAGGUGGCUGCCUAACAGGGUUUGCUGCGCAUUGUGCGGAACCAGCAAAGACAGCGCACGUGUUCACGGUACAGUCUUUGCUUUCAUCUUAUAAAGAUGUUGCUCAUAUCCUUCCGGUAACUCGUAUCACAGCAACGGAGCUGCAUGAUGUUCUAAAGACACUAAUCAUGAGGCUUGAAAGUGCUGGUCUGCAUGUUGUUGCGGUCGUAACAGACAACAAUGCCAUAAACAGGAAAAUGAUGUCUCUGUUUAGCGAGCGAAAUGAGCCAGGGAUUGUUUUUCCUCAUCCUGCCAACCCGCAGCAGCCAUUGUUUCAUGUUGUGGACACUGUUCACUUGCUCAAGUGUAUACGCAACAAUUGGCUCAAUCAGAAGGAUGAUGACAAGUCGUUUUUGUAUCCUCCUUUUGAAAGCUGUGGAAGUGGUGAGGACCAAAAAGCUUCGUUUACUUUUUUGAGGAAGCUGUACCAGAGUGAACAAAGCAAGCUUGCAAAGGUUGCCUAUGGUCUGAGCUAUAAAGCACUUUAUCCAAGCCACCUAGAGCGUCAAAAUGUGAGAUUGGUGUUGAAAGUUUUUAACAGCUUUGUGUCAUCAGCUUUGUCACUUGAAGCGCAGAAAUUGCAUUUGGCUGCACUGCAGGAAACGGCCACCUUUAUUGAUUUGAUUGUCAGGUGGUGGAGCAUUGUAAAUGUUAAGACUCCAGAAAAGGGGCACAGACUACGUGAUGUUUAUCAGCAGCCUGUGAAGGAUAUGUCUUGUUUGCAAGUUCAGUACCUUGAUCAGUUCAUUACCUGGCUUGACAGGUGGAGCCGGAGGGGAACCACGGCUGGAGGUUUGACAAAGGAGACCCACUUUGCUCUCCGGCUAAGCACGUAUUCAUUGAUUGAGCUGUCACGGUAUUGCCUUGAUGAGCUGGGCUUUAGGUACGUCCUUUUGGGGAAGUUUCAAACAGAUUGCCUUGAGGCCAGGUUCGGGAAGUACCGCCAAAUGUGUGGAUCUCACUACAAUGUGUCAAUCACAGAAGUAUUCGAAGCGGAGACAAAGAUUCGCUUGCAGGACACUUUAAAGCUGGAAGACAUGCCGCUGUCAUUGGCACCUAAGGAACAGGAGCUUGAUGCCGAGAUGCUAAUAGCAAAGUAUGCCAUCAAACUCACCCAAAGUGACCUGAAGGCAUCACAAACUGACGUGCCUGCGUUGGCAUACAUUGCAGGCUAAUGUGCGCAUGCUGCAAUUAAACGUCAGCCAUGUGAGGAUUGUCAGUCACAGCUCAUGAUCACUGACCGAGAACUGCAGCAAAGUGAGCACGUACUCAUUGACAGCAUGAGCAGAGGCGGCUUGAAGUUUCCGCAGCCUUUUGUUGUUAAUGUUGUUCUUGGCACUAAGAUAGUAUUAGAGCACCUUGUCAGUAAGGAACAGGAGCAGCGGUUUCAUGCAGAAGCCAACCAAAGGAUGGUCCUCUUGAGCAUCAUGCAGUUCCUACUAAGCGACGGCGAGGAGUUGGACAUGUGUGCAAGUGGCCACCAUCCAGAUACCGUACUCAAGAACAUUCUAAAACCAGCUGUCAACACGCUUCUAAAAAACUAUGUCGCUUGCAGGAAUGACAGUGUCAUGAAAGAAAAAGCCUGUACAAAGCAAAGACAGUUGCUAACGCUACAGUAAACUUUGCUAGUGGCCCCUUCGCUAAAAUAUGAAGCAAGCUUUACUAAUGGCUAGUUUUUUUUAAGCUGGCCAGUUCGUAUUUUCUUUUUGUCCCACAAUGUCAAUAUGGCUUUGAAUAUGACUGUUCCAAAUGCUAAAUGUUUGUUCCUUGUGAUACACUUUAUACAUUGUAAUAAAUACUCCAGUAGCU